Messenger RNA from Pomacea canaliculata, 2718 nucleotides. RefSeq names its product SH3 domain-binding glutamic acid-rich-like protein 3. Lineage: Eukaryota; Metazoa; Mollusca; Gastropoda; Architaenioglossa; Ampullariidae. Gene Ontology annotation, cellular component: cytoplasm. The transcript is spliced from 3 exons. Bases 16 to 267 code for a protein of 83 amino acids. The record is from RefSeq and is a predicted model, not a curated record.
CUGAUCGGCGAUCGAAUGUUUCAGUCACAGGCUUAUAUCAGGAAGCAGCAGUCCCAUAUGAAAGAUGUUCUAGAUGGAAAGAAGGUGAAGUACGAGGAGAUUGACAUAUCUUCAAGCUCGGAAGACAGAGACAAGAUGAGGGAACUUUGCGGUGAUCCCAAAGCCUUGCCUCCACAGAUCUUCCGAGGGAACAAAUAUCUUGGGGAUUAUCAAGCCUUUGCUAAUGCUGUUGAAGAUGAAAAAAUUGAGGAGUUUUUGUCAAAGUAGCAAGGCCAUUUUUUUUAUAUACAGCUCUGCCAACACCAAAUGAACACUGCGUUAUGCUCCAUGCCAUGUGCAAAAUUGCCUUGAGGCAACCAAGUGAAUGUUUACUUGACACACUGAACAUUCCACAGCUCACUCAUUAGCUGCUGAAUCCUGACCUAAACUGAUACAUGUUUUCUAAUUUUAUUUAAGAUAGCUGAAUAUUUUUUUCUGCUACCACUAGCAGCACAUUCUUCACAGUAUAAAAUAGUACAGGAACAGGUUACCUCUAGUUUGCACUCAAGUACCUUGAUUUUAAGAGCAAUGAACGCACAAGCACAACACCUAAAAAUAUUUCAUUUUUCUUUUGUUGUAAAUUAUAUUUUGUUGCCAUUAUUAAAGGGUAAAGGGUAGUGUAGCUCUAUAACAUUGACUAUGUUAAGGUCAGCUUUUUUAGCAAAGAUUUUCUACAGCCAUGCAUCACUUAACGAUGGAGAUGCAUUCUAACAAAUGUGUCAUUAGGCGAUUUUGAUAUUGCAUGAACAUCAUAGUGUGUAAUACACUAAGAUAGAUUAUUAUAUUAAGUAUUAUAUGCUGUACAUAAUUGUAUUUGCUACACUUUUAUAUGGCUGGAAGUGCAUUGUGUUUUUUUGAGAACAAUAUCAUCCCAAGCACAUUAGUAAUGCAUUGCGCUACUGUGGGAAAUUUUCAUCUCCAUUAUAAUUUUAUAGUAACAAUAAGUCCAUCAUUAAUUAAAAUCUUAUUAUGUGCCGCAUGAUAGUAUUGAAGCAAAUGUGUAUCAACCAGAAGUUAAGGCAUGCUUAAUAAGUUCUGAAAUUUAACAAGAGCAAAUACACAUGUACGUGCCUUGCCUCUUUCCAGCAGAGAUUUUGUCCUUUCAGUCAUUCACUGCCUUUCAGACUUAUAUAGGAUUGUCUUUGAAGGAUUCAUUGCGAAGUGUGAUUUGUUUUAUGACGUGUACUUUUUUUAGCAGCAUGAACUAUUAUAAAUGACAUGCUCAGGGUAGGGAAAUGUGUGCAUCUUAUUAAUCUCAGAAGUUAAGUAUUAGUGAUGCUUAUCAAUGAUUUGAAGAGAAUAUCUGAAAAAGGAAGAAAUUUACUUAGAAAUUGAAGAGACUCAAAAGAGAGAGCAUGAAUAGUGUUUUAUGUUUACAUGCUAGCAUUUGGUCAAGAGUGUGAGCUUAAUUCAUGUUAUUACACAUUCACUAGAAUAUCUAUUAAUUUUAUAACCAAAACAUCAUAAUGAAUAUUAGGAUAUAUAUAUAGUGGCAUGUUUACUUUGUACUACUUUGAGCUUAUAGUUUUAAUUUUAGUUCUGAAGGUGGAGAAAGGGUUAAGUCAUCAGAAGAGAGUGACUAACAUUAAUUUAGAAGUACUCGGGCUGAGCCUUUCCUUACAUAGGAACCAAUGAUUUUUCUUCUUCUGACAUCAAACAUUCCAAGAUAAUUUUAGGCAAUAUAUUUUUUAUUUUCUUCUUUUUUUCUUUAGCACAUGUAUAUAGCUGCUGAUUUAUUUUAUGAAUUAUCUUUAAUAUUUUUUUUAUAAUUGUCUUCCACUUGCAUAUACAGAAUGCAGUUUUAUGUUUUUCCUACAGAACUUUAUUUCACUAAACAUUUCAUAGUGCUUUUGUUUAUGUUGUGUAAGUCACUGCUUUAUAGACAUACCUCAGAUGUUGUAAAAGAAUUCAAAGAGCUUUUUACAGAAAAAAUAUUAAACUGUUUAGAAGAGUUUCUUUUGUCUGAAGUUGUAGUUUUCUUCUCUGUUGCAACUAUUCUUUCAGACAGAAAAUGGAAGAUAUCAUGUAAAAAUUAAUAUGUAAAACAUUCAUCCAUCCUUGUACUAUGACAUUUAACUUAAACACAUUUAAGCAAGGACAUACUGAAGGCUAUGAAAGCAAUAUGUAAAAUAACUUUAAAAAAAAUAGUGAGACAGGUUUCCAAGAAGCUAGUCCCAAACUUUGCCACUUGCAGACAUAAAAUACAGAUGUUCAUUCCUUUCCUUGUGCAGGAUGCCAAAGUUCAGAGACCUCAAGUCAUUUAAAACAGGUGUUUAAAGGCUGUCUAUAACACACAUUUUAUAUGUGAGAUUUUUAUUUGCUUUAAAUUUCUGCUAGACCCAGAUUGAAAGUGCAACUAGAAGAAAUAGAGGAACUUUUUUGUGUGUAAAGUAUACUACCUAAAAUUAAGAUUAAGGGUACGACACUUACCUAAAAGAAUUAUUAUAAGUGGCAAUAGUCUGCUAUCAUAAGUUUAUAUUGUGCUGGUAUGUUGGUAUAUACUUAAGUGUCAAUACUUCUUUCAUUUUUAACAAAAAUCUCAUUUUUUCUAAGUGCAAUUUACAAGCAACACGUCAAGAGAUGAUCAUUUUUAUUUUGCACAUUAACCAUCAUACAUUUAUGUGUGUCAGGCAUAUGUAAUUUUCAUGCUAAAUGACAUAAAAAAUGCUUUAAAUAAAA